UUCCUCAUUGACCCCUAGAUAGAACAGUGCUUUGUUUACCUCUCCACUCAGUCGGCUGCGAACAUUCGAGAUGCGCCAAACAUCGGAACCAAUGGGCUUCUUACAAACUGGUGACGUCACAUCCGUUUCAAAAGACCACCCGCGAGCCAGCAGUGUUGACGGGUAAAAAAAAAAAAUGAUCCGCAGAAAGAGAGAGUCUUUCCUACAGCACCCCCUCCUAGCCUGUUGUAAGGUGACGUCAUCGUCCACGUCAGCUAAUCAUCCGUUUGGUGGACGUCGCCUGAUCGCCCACGACACUCUGCCAGAGUACAGCAACAGAUCCCCGCCCCAGGAACGAGAUCUCGUAGAGGAAGUAGAGUCGGGGCAAAGCACAGACAACAGUGACGGGCAGGAUGAGGGGGGUAUGUGGGUGGAGAGCGGCUCGAAUCGAGGCGUCUGGGAUUCUCAAGGUCAAAGUGAAAAUGGCGACAGUACAGAGGAGGAUGAGGAGACAGGUCAUGACCUUGAAAACUUUAACGGUAAUCGUCCACCAAAUGAAAGAGGAAAAAACUGUCAAAGUUCAGAGAUUAAAAGAGCAGAGAUUAAAAGAGAAGAGAUUAAAAGAGAAGAGAUUAAAAGAGAAGAGAUUAGCAAAGGUGGGAAAAGGAACAAAUCAGGGGAUUUAGAGAGUCAACAUGAGAACGUGCAGAGAAAGACUGACAGAAGCGAAGUAGACAGUGACAACAACUCAAUAGCCUCCGAAUUGAACAACACGGACUGGUCCGAGUAUUCUGAUCAGGAGCUGAAGGAGGCGACCAGAGGUAUUUCAGCGCUGAGACCUGACAACAAGCGCAGUGCCGACAGAUCCAACCCGCCCAGAAAACCGUUCACACGUUCCAGCAAGGUCCAGGAGAUGGCACACAGCCAUGUCGCAGAACUGCCGUCCCGAUUUGAGAGCGGGGACUCUGGAAACCAACUCACUUUGGCCGUGCGCGCGAUUCAAAACAUGCAACGAAAUACUGAGAGGAGCUUUAGGAUGAUGAGAAACGGCAAGGCCACUAGCCAGAAGACAGAGGGCAGGGCCGCUAAUCACAGGGCAGAAGGCAGGGCCGAUAACCACACGGCAGAAGGCAAGACCACUAGCCACAAGACGGAAGGCAAGUCCGCUAACCACAUGGCAGAAACACAACCACAAGAGAAGAGCCCAAAGAGCGAGGAGAACUUAAAGAGAAGCUACAGCAGCGUGAGCACCUUUGUCUGGCACAACACGGUCAAGGUGAGCAGUAUACACGACGGCGGCGAAAACGUCAACGAAAACUCUAGCCAGAAGUCAGCCUCAGGCGAGCAUGACGGAGACGAUCGCAACGGUUUAGAAAAAUGCGAUCAGCAAGAGAAACACGAGUCACGCGACGUACACCGCUCCAAGAGCGAACCGACCAACAGGACUUUGGCCGAACAUGUCAGAAAAUAUGACGUCAACACCAACGCCCACGGGGACCAGGCGCCCCAGCCCACAAUCAUCGCAUCCAAGCCCACACACGGCAGCCAAAAAUUCCUGGUCCGAAAAGACAAACAGUGGAACGGCGGAGAUGGUUCGGAUCCCUCGUACAUCAUCCACAUCGAGUCCCAGACAGACCAAGCCUCCAACAGUCAGCCUAGCGGCACCAGCAAGACACCCCACGAGACGAGGAGACGACGGGGCGACAUCGUGAAAAUGAGACGAAUGGAACUGUCCAACGAAGCGUCGCAUCAGUCCGAGUCAAGCCAGCCGGCCAUUGAUGCUGUCUCAACGCCAAAGUUAAACGAGGGGGGCAAGUCUUUUAGUACAGAUUGCACUAAACAGACGACUGGGCAGUCAGCCAGUAAAUAUGAAUCAACACCCAUGCCUUCAAAGCUAAGUAUAAACGAAGCUCAUUCCAGACAGAACAAGAAUUCCUCGCACGAAAUUGAAGGCCCAAGUCACGUUAGAACCUCUAGCAGGGGGAAUAGAAGCCAUCGCCUCAUCGACCACCUGGAGAGAAAGGAAUCUCACAGCGACAGUGUAAUGCCGGACAGGCAUUUAUCUCGCAGUCCUGGAGUUCGAGAAUCUUCUGAAAGUGAAAAGACUAAGACCACCGUUAAUGUCUUAAGGAAACCUGAUCAAGUAACGGACACGCAAGUAGCCGCUGACGCCCUAGAAGUGAGGUCACUGUGUGGACUGAAGGCCAACAAAUGUGACCGCAUCGUUUGGAGCACAAAAAAACAAACGGAGAACGGCAACAGCUCUCAGUCAAAUGUCAAGGGAAAGAAUAAGGAAAGGGACGAAAGCGCAUCUGUUAUUCAUGUUUACUCCCCGUAUGAGAAAGGGAAAGUCAGUCGACCCGGUUCAUUGUUUUACAGGCGAUCGCCGGCCCGGAAACCGGCGGGCGAGAAUACAUCAGACGGACGGGCGACACACAGCGAGGCCGACACACGUCAAGUCAACACGGAGUACGAGAGUCAUGUGGUAUACAACGGUGUAAGGUGUGUCAAGGAUCAGGCGUGUCAGUACUCACCACCGGGGUGUGUCGGCGCGUGGGAGGAGGACACGGGUGAGCUCCAGUGCUUGAACUGCAGCAGUGAUCGCAUAGGACGGAAAGAUGAAAACAAACACAAUCAACAGCCGAACAGCUCGGUACUAAGUUCAUCACACAAUCAACAGCAAAACAGCUCGGUACUAAUCUCGGCACACAAUCAACAGCCAAACAGCAGGGGUCUCAAGACUUCACACAAACAACAGCCCAACAGCACUGGACUAAAUUCUUCACACAAUAGCGAGCAUACCAAAAGCACAGAGUUAAGUUCUCCGCACGAUUCGCCUAAACGGAUAUCUGUUCGCACAAAAACAAUCACAAAUAAACAAUGCACGAACAACAUUAGAACAGCGUCCGAGGAACGGAAAAUGUGUUCCGCCACCCAAGGAAAACCUAAGCCCUACGAUCGCGCAUCAUCGGCGGGAUCCUCGCAACAAUCCUCUCAACAAUCCUCGCAACAAUCCUCCCAGCAAACCCCGCCGAGAGCGGCACAGAACGGUGCACCCAGACGUCGACACACUGCACCAAAGCCAACAGCCGACACGUCCACCCAUGCGCCUGCUCACCCAGGUGUGGUGUAUCGCACCAGGCGUGGCCCUGCCUUCUACGAUCUGGAAACCAUAGAACCAGUGUCCCCACUACCGUCCUGGGCCGCACAGAACUACAACCCCAACGCCAACUUCGGAUCCAACCGGUCAUCACCAUCGACCCCUUUAACCAAGCGACUAACCACUCAGCCGUAUCUGUCCGACAACGCCCCCUCCCCAUCCUUGUCUGACAACGACAUCGUCACGCUUGAGGAAGCACGUCUCAAUGAAAACUACUCCAACCAACACUCGGUCUUCUCCAGCGAGGCUGAGCAGGACGAACAAGAGCUAAAAAUAGAACCCAUGACGCCACCGAUUCUCCUAAAGAACAGGCCGAAAGACGAGCCGUCGCCCAAGUACAGCGCCCCCAUGUCUCUAGACAAGCUACAGAAGCUGAUCGAGGAGGCCAAGGCCAACAGCAGGUCCAAUGUGAAAAUACUCGACCAGAAUACCAACUUUGAUGGCGAAAUCACGUACACGGAGAAAGAACCGGUCGACGUGUCCAACACAUUCAUCGGAGAGUACCUGUACAAGUUAUGGAAGAACGAAUGCCUCUGUGACGUCAAGGUUUCGGUAGGAGAAGUAGAUUUUUUCGUCCACAAGUUGGUGUUAGCCGCCUUCAGCAACGUCUUCUGUCCAUCGACGCCCCAGCCGCCCCCUUCCGUGGCCUUCAGGGUGCCUUGCUCAACACCCGAUGCCGUGCACCAGAUCUUCAACUACAUCUACACCUCCAGCAUGGAACUGAGAGACGAACUGCUAGAACCCAUCCUCAGCGCUGCCAUCUUCAUGGGCAUCUCAGAGGUCGUAGAGGUCAUCAACGAAAUUUUGAUGAAACCUACCAUGGAAAAUCUCGAGCUGUACAUUUGCAUCAAGAGACGCCACGGGCUGCAGAGUAGCUUGGUCGACUACCCGGAUAUCUACAGGAAUUUUUUUGUCGAGUUGAGUAACCACGAGGCGUUCUUUAAAAUGACAGUCAACGAGUUUGAGGAACUUCUCAAAGACCCAGAAGUGCUUGUGACCAGCGAGCUGGACACGAUUAGCGGCAUCGCCAACUGGGUCAAGUACAAUGCCAUCGACCGGAUCAACUGCCUGUCCCGACUUCUCAAGUACGUGAGUUUUGAGAGUAUCUCACCCAAGCUGCUGGCCUCUAUCUCGGAGAAGUACAACUACCUCUUCAACGUGCCGGGCGCUCCACAAGUCAUCAGUGAAGCUUUUAAGUUUCAUGCUCUGAAACUAGAAAACAGAUGCUGCAAUCUUUCAAGUCCUUGCAAAACGUCUAAGAAGUCCAAUCGAAGUCACAAAAGUAAAAAGAAAUUCUCUAAGAAGAACAUGUACACAAGCCCGGGCCCCUGCCGACCGGGGCACAUGAACAUCAUGUACCCCCGUCCCUCGAGGUGUUGCUACACCAGCCCCUGCUCCCCCAGCCGGCGCUUCAACUACAUCGGUACCAACACGUGCAGGAACUCAUCCGUCUGCUGUGAUCCCAACCCCGUUUCUACAACCGUGCACCGUGAUCCUAAUCCCAAAUCGACCAAUUUGCACUGUGACCCCAAUCCUAUUUCUACAAACUUAUACCGUGAUCCUAAUCCCAAUUCUACGACUCUACACCGUGAACCCAAUCCCAACUCGGUCAAGUUUGACGUCAACCCCUCCAGCUACACGCGGAGUGGACGUCACGGCCACGCCCACUCCAACCAGACCAACUCCAACGUCGUCAACCCGGAACUCAACGUCAUGUCCAACAACUGCAACGUGGAGGUCAAGCCGGACGUGGUGCACCACAUCAACAUGAAGAACACGCCCAUCAACAUGAAGAACACGCCCAUCAACCGCUCCAUCUCCUCGCUGUCCGGCGGUGCCAUCCUCCCCGGCAAGCGCCAGCCCUCCGUCACCACGCGGCAUCCGGUCAAAGACAUGUGGCACCACGACACAGCCAACGACGACGACUCACAUAAGCAGUGGAGGUCAAGUUCAGGGUCACAAAGGCCCAGAUCACGUCGAGGAAAACUGAUGAAUCAGCGAAAUAUUGCGGGGUUCAACAACAAUGCUGCGGACUACGAUUUGCUGAGUCAGCUCAACCCUCCACAUCUGACCGACAACUGGCCCAUCGUGCUAGGCGAGAGUUCGUGCUACAAUGACUCUAAUUACGAGGCCAUAUGUGAGACUCCUAGCUAUCAAAAUCCAAACUACGAACUAUCUUGUGAUUCUCCUAGCUAUCAAGAUUCCACGUGCGAAAUACCGUGUGAAACUCCUCGCUAUCAAAAGUCAAGCUAUGAAAUAAUCUGUGAAACUCCUAGCUACCAAAACUCAAAUUACGAAGUAUCCUGUGAUACUCCUAGCUAUCAAGACUCCACGUGCGAUAUACCUUUUGAUACCCCUAGCUAUCAAAAUCCCACCUGCGUCGAAAUACGUAACGAUUCAUGCUACCAAGUUUCCAACCCUUUUUCUCACAAAUCCAACCACGUAGAUAAAAGUUACACUUUAGAACAAAGAAAGCAAGACAUUCCUGCUCAGUCUAAAAAUGACACGAAUAUAGCAGAGUUAUUUAUGGGUGGCGUUGAUGAACGGGAAACGACUCGGCCACGAGAUAGAACUGUAACGAACGGAAGGGUCCGUUUCGCAAAAGGAACUUCUUUCGUAGCCAAAAGCUCAGACUGUGACCACGCCCCUGCCGAGAGUAAUUCUGAAGGUCAGAAGACAACAACUACUGACCAUGCUGGGGACAAACGCGUGCAUUCUUCCAGGAGGUUGGCGAACGCUGCACAUUUCUGGCAUCCAUUUCAUCAAGCAACAAGACACAUGGUAGCCAGUGACCUUGAUAACGACGUCUUCUGUUCAACCGAUGCUCCCAGCAUGCAAGGCGAUGUCUCUCCCAGUGAAACAAAUAUGGCGGACAGACAGAACUGGGUGGGCAAUGCCAGCUCGCCGCCUGUAGUUCUUGACAUACAGGGUCAAAUCUCACCAACGGUCAGUUCUGCAUCUGGACAUCAUGUUGAGCUUGGUCAAAGGUUUCAGAAGGUCGCAGUCCGCGAUGAAGCUGAUGAUUUAAUCGCCUUUCCUAAACAUGCCGCUUUGUUUAAAGAGAAUGCUAGGCCGCGUAAACAUGCCAAAGAUGCAAUGAAUGAACAAGCUAAUGUGAAGAAUCUAAAUACAAAUAACAUGACUUCUAGCAUUGGUACUAAAAGCUCCAAGACAGAGAAAGGAAUGGCUCGCCGCAGGUCUGGUAUUCCAGACAAGAAGGUCAGCUCGUCCACAGGAGGUCACUCAAGGGUCACUCGAGGAUUGUCACUUCUAGGUCAUGAUGACCAGACAUCGGCCUUUAGGGUCUAUAAACCCUAGUGAGCUGAACCACCGAACCCAACCAGCGAACCCAA
Messenger RNA from Physella acuta, 6492 nucleotides. RefSeq lists its product as uncharacterized. NCBI's taxonomy places the organism in Eukaryota, Metazoa, Mollusca, Gastropoda, Physidae. Gene Ontology annotation, molecular function: protein binding. The record is from RefSeq and is a predicted model, not a curated record.